Epinephelus fuscoguttatus (brown-marbled grouper) is the source of this 11624-nucleotide messenger RNA. RefSeq names its product PH and SEC7 domain-containing protein 1-like. The transcript has 17 exons. NCBI's taxonomy places the organism in Eukaryota, Metazoa, Chordata, Actinopteri, Perciformes, Serranidae. Gene Ontology annotation, molecular function: phospholipid binding; protein binding; guanyl-nucleotide exchange factor activity. The coding region runs from base 416 to 5257 and encodes 1613 amino acids. The record is from RefSeq and is a predicted model, not a curated record. Gene Ontology annotation, biological process: regulation of ARF protein signal transduction.
GAAGGAAGGAAGGCAGGAGGGAAGAUGGGAGGGAAGGAAGAAGGAACAGCAGAGAGGAUGAGACAAGACAAACCAUGUGGGAGGUGUAAAUCCUGUAAAGGGUGAAGCGGCAGUGAGAGGAGGAGAGGUAUGAAGAAUAGGGAGGUGUCGGAGGUGUCCCACGGGCAUGUUUGUCCUCUGGCCGUUCAGCCUGUGUGUCUCUGCUCUGCACACAGACGCUCUGGGAGGCAGAAGAAAGACCGUCUAAAAAUAAACUGACACGCACCACCAGCAGAAAAACAAACUGACGGAUAGAAGAAGAAGAGGACAAAGAAGAUCUCCCCUUUUGUUUUUGUCUCUUUCACCCCGUCUGUCCCUCCCUCUCUCUCUGCUCCAUUUCUGUGUGUCUGUCCUCAUUACGGCCUGAGAGGAGGUCAUGUCCCAGUCUGGAAAAGUCCUUCAUUUGUAUGUAGAAGUGAGGUCUGCCCCAGAUCAGAGUGGAGGGAAGGAAGGGAUAGCUCAGGGGCAUUCGGUUCAGGACAGCCCAGUGGAGCUCCUGUCUCAGCUAGCAAGCCAGACGGCAGUCACCAAGACCUCCACGGCUCACAGUCUGGUUCAGGACUGCACACAGUCUCCUUCUAGAAACAGUUUUCAGCCCCAGCAAGCCAGCAGCUCCCCUAAAGUCGCAAAGCAUCGGAGUGCACCAUGUGAUGGAGUGUCGGCCAUCCACUCGCCACCAAUGAUGCCCUCUUCUGGAAAGGUCACGCACACGCCUCCCAACUGCAGGAGGUUUAAGGAGGAGGAGGUCAGCGAUGGUACGCGGUCUGUCGUCACCUUCAGCUACAUCGAGAAGUCGAAUGUGAAGACCUUGGACAGUCCGCGCAACUCUGUGUGCGAGAGACGGACCAGAGAGGAGAGAUCCACCCCCUCUCACUUUCGUAAAAGACUCAGCGACCCAGUUUGGUUUGGGAGUCCCGAUUCAUCGUGCAGCUCCAGUCCCAAGCUGACUUUCCGAUCUCCAGGAAGUCACCAGCAGAUGUUCUCUCCCGGCCUUCACCAACCAGCCUUGGACCCCAUCGGCAGGGCAGCUACCCAGAGAGCUGUGGAGGAGUUUGGCUCCCCUCUGCUGAGGAUCAAACUAGCCCACGCGCUCGAACAAGCCUCAUCCUCACGCUACAGCCGACAGCCGCGCUGUCAGUCCUGGGCUGGGUCUCCGGUUCAGCGUCCGAACAUAAACCUCAAAGACCACGUUGCAGAUAGGAGCCAGGCUGUUUGUGGGCUGCCUCGGAGCCCCGCGUCAGACCAGCUGUCCUCCCAGUCCAGGCAGACUCCUCACUCGAAGCCCUGUGUCGAGAUCCAGAGUCCUCUUCACUGGUCAGGAGAGGACAGAGCUGUGACAGGAAGUCCAGCUGCAAAAAGACACGUUCACAUGUCCAGCAACAGGAGCACUUCACCGCAGGGAGCAAUCCUUCAACUUGGCAAUAAUGUAGUUGAGGGCUUGAACCAGUUAAGUGACAGUAAAUCCUCCUCUCCAGCUCACAGCCCUGAGGUUGCCCGCAGGCUAGCAGAGGAGGCAACCAAAGUAUCUUCUAUUUUCACAGAGGCGAGACGGUCCUCACUGCACAACGCUUUAGGUGAGCCUGCUGGAGAAUUCCAAAGUCCAGCUCCAAACGCACAACAGUCUAAGCAAACGCUUAAGAUGAACAUCCCUUUAAACGACCAAUUCACGCCAGCAACUGACAACACAGACUCUCACCAGCCUGAAAACUCCGUCAUGCAUUCACAUGAAACAAACUCUAACUAUCAGACAGACUGCGUUCAGAAGUCCAGCUCAAUUUUAUCAGCGGCUCCGAGUUCCCCCGCCAUUCCUUCACGCGUCCUCCGUCCCUCACAUCCUCCCACUGAGCUCAGCUCUCCCAUGAGGGACCCCAGGCUAUUCCAAGCUGAGCUGCGAGCACCGGAUACCCCCACCCUGCAUCGCCGUCAGCUCCCACAGUACGCCAGAGAGUCCUGGUCCCCGUGCCUGGACAAGAGAGGAGACUUGAGCUGUUUCGAGAGAGGGGACUGCACUGAGCUUGCUCGCAGGCUCUUCAUCAAUCAGAGCGUUGAGGAGGCUCCAGUCAGUUGGACAUCGAGGCAGCAGUGGGGGAAUCAGGUGGAGAGCAGCCCGAGGCCGAGGCCGAGCCCUGAGCCUGGAUUUGGGUCUAUAAAUGAUCAAACGUCUGAUCAUCAGUCGAGUCGCCGUCACAGGCCGCUCAGUCCCACGGCCCAGCAGAAACGGGCUGAGCAGAGGAGGAGAGAGAUCCUGCUGCUGGGACCGGUGGUGCUGGACUCUGCAGAGGAGGACGAGGGUUGUGAUGAGGAGGGACAGGGCAACGAGAUGGAGAGAUAUGAGGCAGAGCAGCAGAGGGUGGAGGAGCCUGCAGAGGCGGAGCAGAACGGAGCGAUGGGAGGGUCGUCCUCGCGGAGCUCCAGUGGGGUGACGGGCAGCUUGGGGGACAGGGACUGUGUGUCCCCCGAGUCCAGUCAGUCCAGUCAUCAGAGCAACGAGACCGGGGCCGCCACCUCAGGAAUACAGACGGACAGUGGCUGUGCAGUCCCCGUGCCCUCGCUCCACUGUCAGAGGAUCGCUCGUGCCAAGUGGGAGUUUUUAUUUGGGACCCCUGCUGAGGAGGCUGCUGGCAGGGGGGAGAAAAAUUCUCUGGAGACCUCCACAGCUCCUCCCAGCGGUAACUCCAGCGAGUCUCCCACCCCAACUCCCCCUUCCUCCCUCCCUCUGCUUUCUGCCAAUCACGAGGUGCAGCACGUGGAGGUCGAGCUGGUGACCCCACCUCCCGCUGUUAUCGGGACGUCACCCAAAACCGGCAUCAUUCGCCGGACGUUAAAGUACUCAGAAACGGACCUGGACGCCGUCCCACUGCGCUGCUACAGAGAGACAGACAUAGACGAGGUGCUGCUGGCUGAGCAGGAGGACGCCGAUUCAGCGUUCGGGAGUAACCGCAGCGUGCAGGGCACCUCGGGGACAGGCAGCAGCCCGCUGGGGGGGCUGGCUUAUGGGAGGACAGAUGGGGAGGAGGGAGAGGAGGGAAGAGGAGGAAGGGAGGAUGGGGAGGAGGAGGAGGAUGAAGAAGAGGAGGAGGAAGAGGAAGAGAUGGUGAGCUGGGCCAGUGUGAGGAUGCAGGGAGACAGCAGGAAGCAGCAGUAUGCAGCUCAGGAGGAGCCAGAGGUGUUUGGACACCUUCUGAAGAGACCCAUGGAGACAUUUUUUGACAACCACCACCCGGCCCUGAAAUCCCCCAUCCUGGUCUCCGGUCCUCGCUGUGCCGCGGAGGACACCUUCAGCCGCCACUUUGAGAGCAUCAUGGAGUCCCACAGAGCCAAAGGCACGUCGUACAACAGCCUGGACAGCGAGGAGCUGCUGACCUCAAGCACGCAAACCGUCCUGACCUUUGACCUGCCCACAUUGACCCCUGCCAUCCACGGGCCGGUCUGCCAGAGCGCCAGGCAGAUCGUCCAGCUCAGCUUCGCCCCACUGGCGCACGACGAGAGGCCCAGUCUGUCUGAUUCCAUCUUCACUGUGACGGGGGACUCGGACGCCACCCGAGCCCCCUCCAGCGAGAGGCUGAGCAGCGGGUCAGAAGACACGCCACCCAGAGGACGACAGUGUUCACAGCUGGGGAGCAGCUGGUACAGCAACCUGUCUUUCUCAUUACCAAGCAGGGACAAGGCUCGUCUGGCGACAGAUUCGGAGCUGGACCAGGACCUCAGUGACCGGCUGGGUCUGGGCAGCAGUGACACCCUCACCAAUGGCAGCCACCGUGCCGACGUGGCAGCCGCCAGACGCCUCGCCAAACGUCUCUUCAACUUGGACGGCUUCAGGAAGUCUGAUGUGGCGCGUCACCUCAGCAAGAACAAUGACUUCAGUCGUAUGGUAGCAGAGGAGUAUCUGAGUUUCUUCAACUUCACAGGACUCGGUCUCGACCAGGCGUUACGGAUUUUCCUGAGGCAGUUUGCUCUGAUGGGAGAGACUCAGGAGAGAGAGAGGGUGCUGUCUCACUUCUCCAAACGUUACUGGGACUGCAACCCAAAGGUCAUACCGUCAGAGGAUGCAGUUCACACUCUCACCUGUGCCCUGAUGCUGCUGAACACUGAUCUACACGGUCAGAACAUUGGUAAGAGGAUGUCGUGUACGCAGUUCAUUGGCAACCUGGAGGGACUGAACGACGGCCAAGAUUUUCACAAGGAUCUGCUUAAAGCUCUCUACAACUCCAUCAAGAAUCAGAAGCUGCAGUGGACGCUCGACGAGGAAGAGCUGCGGAAGUCGUUUUCGGAGCUCGGGGACAGCCUGUGUGACUCCACCGCCUCCAGAUCUGUGAAGGGGGAGGGCAGCAGCGGGAGGACGGAGGAGACGCAGCCAACCGGAUCACUGCUGUACAAGAAUGGGUUCCUGGUUCGCAAAGUCCACGCAGACUCAGACGGCAAGAGAACACCAAGAGGGAAAAGAGGCUGGAAGACCUUCUAUGCCAUCCUGAAAGGGUUAAUCCUCUACCUGCAGAAAGGGGAGUACAGGCCUGAUAAACAGCUGUCUGAGGAGGACCUGAAGAACGCUGUGUCUAUCCACCACUCUCUGGCCAUGAAGGCUUCAGACUACAGCAAGAGGCCCAACGUCUUCUACCUGCGCACCGCUGACUGGAGGGUGUAUCUCUUCCAGGCACCGAAUGCGGAGCAGAUGCAGUCUUGGAUCACACGGAUCAACACGGUGGCCGCCAUGUUUUCAGCUCCUCCUUUCCCAGCAGCCAUCGGCUCGCAGAAGAAGUUCAGCCGGCCGCUGCUGCCGGGGACGAUGUCAAAGCUGUCGGAGGAGGAGCAGAUCAGAUCCCAUGAAGCUCGCUUCAGAACCCUCUCCACUGAGCUGGCCGAGCUGCGCUCCUACCCUCCUGAUCGCAAGGUCAAAGGGCGCGAGCUAGAAGAGUACCGGCAGCGAGACGAGUAUCUGGAGUUUGAGAAAACACGGUACGGCACUUACGUCAUGCUGCUGCGGGCUAAAAUCCGGAGCGGCGAGGAGGACCUGUCUGUGUUUGAGUCCCAGCUGCUGGAGGACAACGGGCUGCAGAGGGCUCACUCCAGCCCCACGCUGCAGGACAGCAGCCAGGCCAGCCAGAUCAGCCAGGCCAGCAGCACCAGGGACGGAGGCAACAGCAGUAAAGCCAGCGGCUGCAGCAGCAAGCUUCGACAGGAAGGCCAGAGACACAGCUACCGGCAGGCCGUCAAGAAGUGAGACGGGGCGGGGGCGCCGGGAGCGGCACAGCGUUGCACUGCCAGCGGCAGGCUGUCUCCCUGCAUAGGUUUUUAUUUGAGAUCCAGGAGGGUUUGGAGCUCUGCUUGAAGGGGGAGCAGGAGUGAGGGUCCACCCCACGCCCUCCCCCGAACCAUGACGCCCUACCCGGCACCCCAAUCUUCUCAUCGAACAGAGGAGGUGCAGAUCCUGUGAGUGGCUGAGAAACACCAGCGAGGACGUUGGUGCAGGAGGUGGGAGGAACGGCUGGGAGGUCACAGGUCUGCAGAGACGAGGUGUCUUUGAGAACUGGGUGCGGCAGCAGACUGAACUGUGCAGCGAGAUCCAGAGAAGUGCUUAUAGAUCGAACACGGCACCACACGGGGACGUACAUCCAGCAUCCUUUCCUUUUCUCCCCUUUGGUUCUUUGGAGGCACCUCUCCCGCCACCUUCUCCCGCCACCUUCUCCCGCCUUUUUUCUUGACCUUUCACUCAGUUUUGGGACCAAACAUUUUAGAACAUCACAUUUUAGACGACUCAGUUGAAUUGCUACACUGACAUGAAGCGCUGUAACAGUCACUAGACUUCAUCACCAGGGUCUUACGGAGCCAUUUUACAUUCCAGCUCCUUGUUUUUGCCACAUCACCGCGGUGUGUUCACAUUCCACACAGGAGCCAGACAUCACAGCUUUUAGCUCACUGAAGGUGGCAUCAGGUUGGGACGGUGCACAACACGUGGUGAGGAAGUGUUGAGGUGUGGCUGCGGAACACGGUGACACGGUGCAGCUCCUCUUUUCUCUCGUCACUGACGGCCGGUUCGAGGCGUCAGUAGAACUUGACAGUACUCCUGAUAUGCAGCAAAAUGCAUCUCAUCUAGAGACUUUUGUUUUGUUGCUCUACUUGAACAGGUGGUCUCUUUCCCAGUUGCUUUGGCUUCUGUCCCGUGGUGUGCUUCUGUUCUCUUUCUAUUUCUUGGCCGAAUGUUGUUUUUCUCCAGUGAUCCGCAUGCCUGCAUCCAGCACUGCUUCUUUUAGGCCUUUUACUACUUUGAGGGCAGCAAACGUUGCUCUCCGGGGUCCUUUUUCUCCUCAUGCCGGUACCAUAGCCAACACAUGUAAUCUGCGUCUGUACUUAUAGCCUCUCAUUUAUAAACCCUAUUUUAACACUCACCAGGCAGACCCUGAAUGUUCUUGUUUUUUCAAUAUUUUUACGGUAUUUUACAGUCGUUUGUUGAUGUUGAACCUCCUGUGUACGUCAAGUGUAUGAUGAAAUAUGAUAUUGAAAAUGUAAAAUAUGUUACCCAUACUCUUUGUAAACAUCCAGGAUGUGUUGUACAUAUAUAUAGCGCACCGUCAGCUUAUAUUGUAGGAUAUAUGACGUAUAUAUAUUUACAAUAUAUUCAAACACACUAUUGUGAAGAUGCAUUAGGUGCACUCUCUUGUAAGUCCUAAAAGCGCUACACGAUAAUCAUGUGUUUUUUUCUUACAUGGUAAUAAUUCAGCACAAUAUGAGUAUUAUAGUGACGCCUAUGUACCUAUCAGAGAUUAGUAGGUGAUGGAGGGGUUGUGACGGGGUCUCACACACACACACACACACACACACACACACACACACACACAUGUGGCGGUGAAAUAAAGCUAAGUCAUGUGAUUUCAGCCGCUGUGGGAAAUGAUCCAAAGACAGCGCAUGGUUGGCUAGCAUGAUUUAAAGGGAUCAGGGUUGUUGUCAGAGAUGCAUGAAAAAGGUGGGGAAUGUAUUAUACAAAAAAAAAGGGAGGAGCUCCUGGUGUAGGAGGGUGAGGGCGGCCUGGUUUAUGUUUUGGUUGGUAGCCAUAAACGCCUCAUAGCAUCAUAGCCAUUCUCUACUCAGGCUUUAAAGUGACACCUUGAGCAGCUGCAGUGCCGGCGUCCAACCAGCAGGGAGAGCUGUCCACAUUUUUUCAGCCAUAAUCACACCUGCUGCACCUGCAGUGAAUAUGCAUGGCCACUCACCUGAAGGGUGGGGGCGGGUAUCGCAGGGCUAAAUGACACAACACCUGUUUGAGUCUGUUUCAGUGUUCGUCCAUCUCGCCGUCUGUUGUGCAGCGUGUGCAGCGUGUGCAGCGUGUGCAGCGUGUGCAUGCUGCCACUGAGCUGGAGGCAAAAUUAUCCAGCCAGCUGUCGUGUCGUCUGAAGCUUCCUCCACCCAGCGUCAGUCCCCAUGUUGUUUACUCUAAAUGUGAAUUUGUUUUUGGAACACUUGAUGAAAUAUUCAGGCUCAGUGUUUGCCUCCUGAUCACGUUCUGCCUGCAGCUUCAGAGCUGAGACAUAACUCCAUCGACAGAAAGUCAGUCAGCACUUUUGUUUGAGUCGCUCUUCAAGCAAAAAUGCAAAACAUUCCCAGUUCCAGCUUCUUCUGAGUGUUUCCUUCUUUUCUGUGUUGUGUGUGACAGUGACUCUGGGUAUCUUUGGACAAAUGGAGCACAGUGGAGACACUUGUGACUGCUGUUUUCACUGCUUUCUCAAUUUGGUCCACCAGAUGUUUUAUCGAUAACAGUGAUGGGUGGAAAUCGAUUCUUUAUGUCCAGUAUGAACCGGCUCAGACUGUCGAACCUCCCAGUGAUCAUGAACCCCUCUCCAGUCGAGACCUUAGGAUAGUGAAGGAAUGACCCGCCCUGCGCUCCCUCUGAUUGUCUGGUACUCUUUGCCUUUGUUGGUUGGACUGGUGAGGGUUAGGCUAAGAGUGUCAGGGUGAGCCGAUCAGAGGCACAGUGACGCAGAACAUCCCAAAUGCACCACCAGCCAGGGCCGAUGGUGCAUUCACUUGCUCCUCAGAUGCUUGUCCUUCCAAUUUCAGUAUGUUCAUGAGCUUUAGGGCUGCGUUCAGAUUUCUUUUCUUUUUCUUUCCAAUAAUCAGAUGGAUUUGUGUGUCCAGACAUCACCAACCUCUCUGUAUGGGUUGCUGUGGUAACAACGUAGAGGUCAUUGACUAUGUAGCUGGUUCCAAUGUGAAAAACUGAGGUCCAUAACUUUUCCAUCCAAACAAAUGAUUUUGCUGUCAAUCCACAGACUGCUGUUCCUCAUGUUGUCCUCUUUAGCACUCUGUUAGCAGCAGCAUGGAUCUGCUCAAAGACACUUUGAAAUCCGAUCCAGACUGAGACACAUCCGUAAACACAGAUUGGAAUUGGAGUCAACCACCUCCAAAUGUGGUUUGGAUCAGAUUUUAAAAACUUCAUGUGGUUGUCUUGUUGUCUCGACCUCCCAGAAUCAGUCUGGAUGUGCCAAAACACACUUUGGGCUGACAGUCUGAACGAGGCCUCAAUCAUGAUGUGUCGAAGAAAACAACAACAGCAGAGGAAACAGAUCAGCUGAGACCUGAAAUGUGAUUAUUAUUCCGACGCCACAUGAAUGCAGCACAGGCCUGAGGAGGUCACUGGGACGUCGGCUACUUGCUCCUCAAAAGUGGAAAGCUGAAUCAAUGCAUUGAAAUCUUUGUUAGUGUAAAUGUAGACGUGAUGACUGGGAGGUUGUGUUGAACGUGCACGUGCCAUAACGAGGUGUCACAGAGACGCUGACACUGUGUAUUGCAAAAAUGAUCAGAACUCAAAAGGUCUGAGAGGUUCGACAAGUUCACAUGAAUCGAUCGGAAGACACAGAAUCGAUCGGCCCGUCACUGAUCGAUAACGAGUUUAUUACUCUCAUCUUUAUCUCCUCUGCUCCUCUCGUCUCUCGUCUCUCCUUCACCUCAGUCACUUCUCAGUCAGGUGUUUUUUAAAAAAAGGUUGAUGUUAAUAUUGUUGCCAUGGCUGACAUCUUGUACCUUUCAGCAGUUAUAUAACUCCACAUCACGGCUCUGUAUUUAUUAAUAGUGUUUGACUCUGCUGUUUAUAAUGUGGCCAAACUGUCAGACUCAUGCUGAGUGCCAUUCAUGGAGGAGGAGGAGAAGAAGAGGGGAGGUCUGAUUCAUUCUGUCAACCUCAGAUAAACACUGAUGUUUCAUACAUGUGAGGACACUCAUCAGAUUUGAUCCUGGAAUCUUACAUUUAGUUUUAUCUCACACAUCAACGGCUCUCGUUCACAUUUAUCUCUAACUGGAAAUCUUUUUGUGUCCCAGUAUCAUCUGAUGUCACACAGUCCCCUAAAUGCACCGUUUAUAGCAAUCGUUUAGCACAAAUGUCACCAGACAGUCCACCCUGACUCUGUUCUAGAGCUUCUUCUUAAUCCUUAUCAAAUUUCCCUUCAUCCUUUAAUUUGAGGUCAAGAUUGAACUUUGAGCGCCGCCUGCUAGUUCAUCUGGUAGAGCAGGCGCCCCGUGUACAAAGGCUGUGUCCUCGUCGCAGCAGCUGCAGGAUUGAUUCCACCUCACACUCACUAUAUCUGUCAUGUCAAAUAAAGGUAAACAGCUCAAAAAGAUUAUUUAAAAAAGAACUUUCAGUUUCAAAUGUGUGAAAUGUGUGCGUGAGAGCUGAAACAAUUAGUCGGUCAAAAAGGAAAUAUUCUAAUAGUUGAUUCAUCUCCAUCUUUAAAGCUAAAGUGUCAAAUAUUUUCUGCUUCCAGCUUCUCAAAUGUCAAGACUUGCUGUUAUUCUUUAACAUAUAUGACAUUAAAUUAAAUCAAUUUGAAUGUUUGGACAAAAGCAUAUCGCCAUCGACUGUCAGAUUUUAUAUUUUUCACUAUUUCUGACCGUCGUCCCGCUGCUCCACAGACUGAGGCUGACGACAGUAACUGUGCUCAACAAAAUGUUUUGACUGUUCAGCCAGACGUGUUUUACAAAGACAAGUGAUAAUACUCGUAUUAAAUGGAUCCUCUUUAAGUAGUUUUUAUGCCUAAAAAUCAUGAUCAGUGAUUUGACCUUUGACCUCAGUGAUGCAACUGUAUUCACUAAUUUAACUUUAACGGCUGUGCUGCUGAUGUGAAGGCAAAGUGCAGUUUUUAUUUUUAUUAGAUUCAUUUUAAUUUCAUUUACAGACGUCUGUUUCAAGUUUAAUUUUGUUAUAACAUUCACAUCAUCAGGUUUGAACUAAAUUAGGACUCCUUGGCAUCAAUCAUCAUCUUCGUCACUGAUCUUGCUCUGGCAGGGGUGCCAAACUACGGCGUGUGGCCAAUCUGAGACCUGCUUUUAAGCUGGCCAGUGUCUCCUUUCUUUUUUUUGAAUAAACUAGAAUACGGCAUGAGAAUAUUUCCAAUAAAUCACUCUGUGUGUGCAUUUCACAGCCGCGUUUUAACACAAUGUUGCUGUCACCUUGAGCAACGAGGCAACGAGGCUAACAGCCCCGCCACUGCAUGUCAUGAUUCCAACACUAGUUCAGUUUUAUUUAUAAAGCCCAAUAUCACAGAUCACAAUUUGCCUCACAGCUGAUCAGGAAAAACUCCACAAGAAACCCUUUACCUGGGAAAAUGAUGUCGCUACUUCACCCACACUGAUUGACUCCUAGUCGAUAAAAACUUAGACCUCAGUAAACGUGUUCAUGGACCUGAAAAGACGCAGGAUUGGGAAAUACUUUUGUGAUAUGUGGCAGACCAGUAACCUGCUGUGAUGUCAGAUAUGAAACUGUUCAGUGGCGUCGUGUCGUAACUUUGAUAGUAAAUUAAUUUUCUGAUCCACAAACAUUGAUUUUCUUGCCGUGUUACUGGUUGAGAACUGUUCAUUUAUUUGACCUGUAACCUCUUAAAUGUUUCUGUACGUGUCCCACAGUCAAACACGUUUGGCCCCUGUGCUGAGGUCUUUGUCAAGUUAUUAUUUUAUCCAUAAUAUAUUAUGUUCUGGCAGUGACGCAGUGAUACAACACGACCCCAACAGAAUCUCUAGUAAUAUUAUUACAUCUACAGUGUUACACAACAUGUGACCAUCCGAAAUAAACUGUUUUUAUAUUUUCAGUCAUCCACACUGAUUCACACUGGUCCACACUGAUUCACACUGGUCCACACUGGUCCAUACUGGUCCACACUGGUCCACUUCCACCAGUGUGCCAACCUAAAAACAGAUGAGUGUUCUCAGCACAGGCUGUACGCUCUCCUUACACAGUAUGGCUGGAUGUGGUGUGUAAGACAGGCAGUUCUUCACAGAUUCCACCUUGACAAACUCUCCAAGGUCCUCCCUUCCUCCUCCUCCUCCUCCUCUUCAUCUCCCCAUGUGUUGUCACCUCUCACUUACAUCAAAGAGCAGCAGCAGGAUCUCCAUGGCACUGGUUAGCAUGGAAAUGACUGGUUCCCCUGGUGACGGCUCUCUGAUGCUCGAGUGAAAGUCACCUCGUUGUCCUGCAUUCACGGCGGCAGAAUACCUCUGUUAAAGCAGCAGUGCAUGCCUGCAGCCAGCUGUCCUCUACGAAAUACUGUUUUCAUUUAUGCCCAUGAACGCCUCGUUUCUGAAUGUAAAUAAAGCAUGAGAUAUUA